Chlamydomonas reinhardtii is the source of this 4088-nucleotide messenger RNA. RefSeq lists its product as uncharacterized. NCBI's taxonomy places the organism in Eukaryota, Viridiplantae, Chlorophyta, Chlorophyceae, Chlamydomonadales, Chlamydomonadaceae. The transcript has 2 exons. Bases 303 to 3227 code for a protein of 974 amino acids. The record is from RefSeq and is a predicted model, not a curated record.
CUUCUUUCUGCUAACCUGUUAGUACUUAAGAAGCACACCCACGAUUUUGACAAAUACUACUCAAGAACGUGGUCAGCGCCAGCUCGCACCUGUUCGCAAGCUUCCCUUGUCUUUUUCAUCCUUCGUGGGCUGCCGCUACAUAACAUAAUAUGGAGAACAGUGUUAGCUUCACAGAGCUGUUGCGGGUGCUGCCGGGGGACGCGCGCGCAACCAUCCUGGGCACAUCAACCUUCUCCCGGCGCAGCCUCGCCACUCGCUGUCGGCUCGUCUGCAGCGAGAUGCGAGACGUAUGUGACAGCACCAUGCGAGAAGUGCGACUGUUGCUCAACCCAGAGAAGGUGGCCAACUUGUCCCAGUCGGCAUUGCUGACCCGCUUCCCGGCGUGCACCCGCCUCCAACUCCACCUGCCCCCGACGGCCACUGACAGCCGCCUCGCCGGCUCCGUAAUUGCAAAGAUUGCAUCGGUCUCUGGACAGGGUCUGCGUAGUAUCGCCAUCAGGAGCUUCUACAACGCGUGCUACCGAGGGUCGGGCUACCAUAAAGUGGAUUUCACGCAUGUCGCGGAGGCGGUGCGCCGCCACGUCCCCAACCUGCAAGAGCUGGAGCUGCGCUGCCCCGAUCACGUGCGCGCCGAAGCACCACGAAGCCGACUCUCGCGCCAGUUGCGCGUCUUUCGCGCCAUCGCCGGCAGCUGCUCCAGUCUGCAACGCCUGGCCAUCACGCUGCACCGCCCCGGCAACCUCGCGGGCGUGGACGCGCUGGCGGCCAGCUGCCCGCAGCUUCGCGAGCUGACCGUGCUGCUGGAUCCAGCGUUUGAAUUUGUUAUGGACAACGCAGGCGACGAGUUGCUGCCGAGCUCCGUGCAAUCGCUGCUGGCCAUCCCUAGCCUGCAGCGGAUCGAGCUGAUGUGCGCCCAUCCCACCAGAGCCAACUUGAAACAGCUGCCGCUGCCGCAGCUGCUGGCCGGCUGCCGGCCGCACCGGGCCCUGCGCCGCCUCAGCCUGCAGUGCGCGCACGACGCUUCCGGCCCAUGGCUGGAAUUGGAGCUCGGGGAGUUGGGGGAGCAGCAGGAGGGCGCUACGGUGCCGGCGGCGGCGGCAGGCGGCAACGGCAGCGGCAACGGUGGCAGCAGCGGCGGCGGCGGUGCGGUGACGGGAGCCUCAGCGCUGGGACGUGGCGGCGGCGCGGCGGCGCGGCGCAGGGACGGCGGCUGGGGCAUCCGGCGAGUGCUCAUCGGGCCGCCACCGCGCGACACGCCGCAGACCGCGUUCCUUCGCCGGCUUUCGGUCGUGUUGCUGGCUGCGGCGGACGAGGGCACGAAGCAGCGGCUCAUUCCGGAGCUGGUCGUGAGGGAGGUGCUGCUGUACGACUGCACGACAGCGCGCUUCCAGCGGCCGCGUGCAUCGGUGACGCAGCUGCUGGCGCGGUGCGGGCGAGUGGAGGUGGGGCGCCUGUCCAUGGAGAUGGACCGCCGCGCAAACGACGAUGACGCGUUCGCAGGCGCGGACCCGGCGCUGGCGGUGGCGGCGGCGCGGCUGCUGAACAUGCCGUACGUCAUCCAGUUGCACCACGGCUACUGGCAGUGUCGCGAGGGGCCGGCGCCAGCAGGUGGCGGCGGCGACGGCGGCAGUGGCGGCGGCGGUGGCGGCGGCAGUGGCGGCGGCGUUGCGGGCCAGCUCCUGCCGCUGGCGGUGCACCGGCCGCUGAGGCAGCCGCGGCCGCCGGGGCUGCCGCCGCUGCAGCUGGGCACCGCCAAUGCCGAGGCGGUGCUGCGGGAGGCGGUGGGGCGGCUGUGGGCGGAGGCGGUCGUGGAGGAGCAGGCGGCGCCGCCAGCAAACGCGGCGGCGGAGGAGGAGCCGCCGCCGCCACAACCCGGAAGCGCUGUGGGCGCAGCGGACAAGCACAGCAGCCGACCGGCGCCGGGGUGGGCGCCGGAGGCUUCUGACGACGAAGACAGCUCCGAUGAUGGCGAUGAUUCUGACGACGAAGACAGCUCCGAUGAUGGCGAUGAUUCUGACGAUGAAGGCAGCUCCGAUUAUGGCGACGAUGGAGCAGACAGCGACGACAGCGAGGGAAGCGGCGGCCCGGAGUGCGAGCGGAACCUGGUCCUGGUCCGCGGGGCCUUCCCGCGUGGCCCGUCUCCUGACUACUACGGCUAUUGCGACCGGCCCCUGUGGGACCACUGGCUGCAUUCGGCGCUGUCGCGGCACCUCGACCCGGCAUCGGCUGCCGCUGCCGACCAGCAGCCGCAGCAGCCGCAGGGGAAGGAGGAGGAGGAGCAAGAGCCGCUCCGCAAGCGCAGGAAGGGCGCUGAUGGGCAGGUGGCUGGUGGUGGCGGCGGCGGUGCGGCGGCUGCUGACGCGGGGGCUGCCAGUGGCGACGAAGGGGAGGCGCUGGAGGCCGCGUGUGAGUGCCUGGAUACGCUGGCGCCGCAUGCCUGCAUGCCGGCCGUGGAUGCGAUCCUGCUGAGUGGCUGCGACGAAGAAGCCGCGGCCGAGCUGGUUGCGCUGCUGCGGUCGGCGGCGGCCCGGAUUGGCGAAGACGUCGGGCCUGGCGGCGGCGCAGAUGGCGGCGCAGGUGGCGGCGCAAGUGGCGGCGCAGAUGGCGGCGCAGGUGGCGGCGCAAGUGGCGGCGCAGGUGGCGGCGCAAGUGGCGGCGCAGGUGGCGGCGCAGGUGGCGGCGCAGGCGGCGGCGCAGGCGGCGGCGCAGGUGGCGGCGCAGGUGGCGGCGCAAGUGGCGGCGCAGGCGGCUGUGGUGGUGCUGGCGGCGCCCCGGCGGCUGCGGUGGAGGCCGUGGUCCUGGCCGCGCAUGUGGGGCGCUGGCCGGGCGGUGGGAGGGACUUCGUGCCUGGUGCGGACUCCGCCCUGGCCGACGCAGUACUGCAGGUCCUCACGGAGCUUUGGGACCAGGCCGCCGCCACGACGGGGACAGGGGCCGGCGGCGGCGGCGCACCUCCAGCUGCGGCCGACGGCGGCCAGGGUGUUGGGGCGGGGGCUAGGCCUGCCCUGUCCUCCGCUCGGGCCUCGGCAGCGGCGGCGGCGGCAGGCGGUGCUGCUGAUCGCUUGCGCGAGGGUGCGGGUGAGGGUGAGGGUCAGGGUGACGUGUUGGUGCAGCUGGAGCGGCUGCUGGCGCUGGAUGCUGGCGUGAAGCAGCUGUGGGCGCUGGCGACCAGAGCCGCUGUACCUGAAGCUAGAGGUGGAGGUGGCGGUGGAGGCGGCCUCUACUAGCCUGGGCCCGGCGGCUUCGUCGGUGACUUCCGUGCCCUGGUGGAGAGCGACGGCUCGGAUGGUGGUAGUGAUGGCGACAGCGGCAGCGACGAUGAUUUGAAUGAGGAAGAGCUAGAUGAGGCGGAUGAGGUGGAGGAGGGGAAGGGGGGCAGUGAUGAUAAUGAGGAUUAGGGUACGGGUGCAUGCACAUGGACAUUUAGGGGAUGGGGACUGGGUGUGCGACCACGUGGUGUGUCCGUGACGGCACUCAAGCCGGGGGCAGGAGCAGGGGCACGGCGCCAUGCCCUGGCGGAGGGCAAAGGCGGAGGGUAGUGGGCAGUGGUAGGGCAUUCGCGUGCCGUACGGUACCGGGCAAGUAGCGCUGGAGGGCGGUACCAGGGCUGCCCAGGUGCUGGCCUCAGUUGCGGGCUGUUGGUUGGCUAUUGCAGGCGACUUGGGGCAGCGUCGUGGGCCGGCGUUGCUGCACCUUGCAUAGAGGGGCAUGUGGCCGGACACAGGCAGACAGGCUGGACGUGACACGAGGUGGUGAGGGGGGACUGCCGGAAGGAGCGAGCGAAGUGCUAGGGCUGGCCGGGGCUGUCAGCUGUCGGCACCCUUCGGCACUCUGAAGCCGGCUGGAUCAUGCAUCGUCACGUACGCAUUCGCGCGCAACGCUCUUUUGCAUAGGAAUUUUGAUGGGCGUAAGUGGGCACUGGACCGUACUACUUUCCGAUCAGGGCUGGCGUGGUUUUUGCCGGCCAUGUAUGCUCCGCCUGCGGUUGGAACUAGGCGCAGUGAACACGUUGGCUACUGAUAGCAAAACCUUACAUCAACACCUCUCGAGAGUGUUCAAGUGUGCUUGAAUCAUGGGCAGCCAACUUU